Molecule: messenger RNA, 642 nt
Organism: Oikopleura dioica
Lineage: Eukaryota; Metazoa; Chordata; Appendicularia; Copelata; Oikopleuridae
Source: the annotation of a GenBank genome assembly
AUGAAGCUCGCACUUUCACUUCUGAGCCUCACUAGAGCCAACCCUCCUGAAACUCCACCGGGUAAAGUAUUUGCGGAUGCGUACCAACAAGUUGGCGAGUAUCUUCACGAGAAUUGGCCGGUCUUCAAAGAUUUUGUUGACAAUCUGAAUACCUCUUUUCUCGAGCCAGUUUGGGACUUUUGUCACGAUGAAUUGGAAAUCGACUACGAUAUUUCCCUCGAACAAGAGAGUUUCAUCGGUUGCGGAGUAGCUUUUGCGGCAUAUUACGGGGAUUUCCAUCUUAGUUUUCCAUACUGGGGAGACUUUUUCGAUGCUAUGUGGGAGAAAGCAGACUGGGAUCACAAUGGAGCCGUCGAUUGGGAUGAGUGGAGAUACACCGAAGCUGUUCUUGCGGCAAUUUACUCUCAAGUCACUUUUGGUUACUCAGAUUCGAAUCACGAUGAUGUUCUUGACAUGAUGGAAUUCGGAAUUUUCUUCGAGCAGCAAUCUCGGCUUCUGGAGGAAAUUUCACCUGAUCCAGCUCAGACAAUGAAUAACCUGUGGCUUGAAUCCCAACUUGACGAUGAUUCUGAAACACUUAACAAACGUGAAACCGCCCUAUUUUGGAUUCAUUACUGGAAUCUGCUUAUUAAUGAGAGUUGA